Fusarium redolens is the source of this 1201-nucleotide messenger RNA. Its product is annotated as peptidase S8/S53 domain-containing protein. The record is from RefSeq and is a predicted model, not a curated record. The coding region runs from base 32 to 1201 and encodes 389 amino acids. The transcript has 3 exons. Gene Ontology annotation, molecular function: serine-type endopeptidase activity. NCBI's taxonomy places the organism in Eukaryota, Fungi, Ascomycota, Sordariomycetes, Hypocreales, Nectriaceae. Gene Ontology annotation, biological process: proteolysis.
CAUCAUCCUCAUCACACUCCUCUCAUUCAAGAUGCAUUAUCUCAAGCUCCUCCUCGCUCUUCUGCCUGUGAUCAUCGCCGCCCCGACCGCAACAGACGAUGAUGAUGUUAUCGAGGGCGCUUACAUCGUCACUUUGAAGCAAAAGCUUGACGAGAAGAAAGUUGAGCAGCACAUUGUUUGGGUUGACGGUAUUCAUAACGGAAGUGUUUUCCGCCGAGCUGAAGAUGGUGUCAACAAGGUCUGGAACGAUACCUUUAAGGGGUACUCUGGAGACUUUGAUAAACAGACUAUUAAGGAGAUUAAGAAGAGCAAAGAUGUCCUUGCUGUUGAGCCUGUUCGCAAGAUCAAUCUUUACGAGACUGUCAUUCAGCAGAAAUCGACCUGGGGUCUUGGAUCUAUCUCGCAUCGCACUCCUCAUUUCAACAAUUACAUUUAUGAUUCGUCUGCUGGAGCUGGAAAGUAUGCGUAUGUUGUUGAUACCGGUAUCAAUAUCAAGCAUGACGAGUUCCAGGGCCGGGCGGCUUUGGGAUAUAAUGCCUAUCCUGGUGUUGGGUUUGUCGAUGCUAAUGGUCAUGGGACACAUUGCGCUGGUACUAUUGCUGGUAAAGAGUACGGCGUGGCCAAGAGAGCCAAUUUGAUUGCAGUCAAGUCUCGAACUGAUAUCGUGCUUGAUGGGUACAACUGGGCUGUGACCAACAUCACCAACACUCCAGGCCGCAAAGAACAAGCUGUUAUAUCCAUGUCCCUCGGCGGCGGUCGCUCAGACGCCUUCAACGCCGCUGUUCAAGCAGCUUACAGCGCAGGUGUGCACACGGUCGUGGCAGCAGGAAAUGACAACGCCAACGCUUACAACUACUCACCCGCCUCGGCCCCCAAUGCCACGACCGUAGGGGCAAUCGACAUUGACAACAACCGAGCCAGCUUCUCCAACUACGGCGAGCUUGUUGAUUUAUUCGCGCCGGGUGUGAAUAUCAAGAGUGCUUGGUAUACGAGUAACAGUGCUACUAAUACCAUCAGUGGUACCAGUAUGGCAUGUCCGCAUGUUGCGGGUUUGUCGCUGUAUCUCAGGGCUAGGGAGGGUUUGACGACGCCCAAGAGUGUGGCGAGGAGAUUGAAGGAGUUGGCGACGAGUGGUGUUGUUCAGGAUGCUGGGAGUGGAAGUCCGAAUCUAUUGGCUUAUAACGGAGCUCCGCUGAGUUAG